UGGCAGGGGCCAGAGAGCGGCCGGCAUGGGCCCUGAGCUGCCUGCGCCUUGGCUGCUGCUCUUCACCGGGCUCCCAGCAGGGUGCCUGUCCUUGCUGGUGACGGUCCAGCACACAGAGCGCUAUGUCACACUGUUUGCCUCCAUCGUCCUUAAAUGUGACUACACCACCUCCGCCCAGCUCCAGGAUGUCGUGGUGACGUGGCGCUUCAAGUCCUUCUGCAAGGACCCCAUCUUUGACUACUACUCUGCAUCAUACCAGGCGGCUUUAUCCCUGGGCCAGGACCCAUCCAAUGACUGCAACGACAGUCAGCGGGAGGUUCGCAUCGUGGCUCAGAGGCGGGGGCAGAAUGAGCCCGUGCUGGGGGUGGAUUACCGGCAGCGCAAGAUCACCAUCCAGAACCGAGCAGAUCUGGUGAUUAAUGAAGUGAUGUGGUGGGACCAUGGAGUGUAUUAUUGCACCAUUGAGGCUCCCGGGGACACGUCAGGAGACCCAGAUAAGGAGGUGAAGCUCAUUGUCCUGCACUGGCUGACAGUGAUCUUCAUCAUUCUGGGAGCCCUCCUCCUGCUCCUGCUGAUCGGGGUGUGCUGGUGCCAGAGCUGUCCUCAGCAUUGCUGCUGCUACAUCCGCUGCCCCUGCUGCCCUGCCCGCUGCUGCUGCCCCGAGGAAGCCCUGGCCCGCCACCGCUACCUGAAGCAGGCUCGGGCCUUAGGCCCUCAGAUGAUGGAAAAACCCCUAUACUGGGGGGCGGACAGGAGCUCCCAGGUUUCAUCUUAUCCAAUGAACCCGCUGCUGCAGCGAGAUUUGUCCCUGCGAUCCAGCCUCCCACAGAUGCCAAUGACCCAGACCGCCGCUCACCCUCCCAUCGCCAAUGGUGUCUUAGAGUAUUUGGAGAAAGAGCUGCAGAACCUCAAUCCAGCCCAGCCUCUGCCCCCUGACCUUAAAGCCAUAUCUGGCCAAGCCUGCAGCAUGCUGUCCUCCCUGGGCUCUGAGGUUGUGGAGCGCAGAAUCAUCCACCUGCCCCCACUGAUCAGAGACCUGCCGUCCUCACAGAGGACCGGCAACUCCUCCCGCCAGGAGUGGCUCACCGCAAUUCCCCCUGGACCCUGGGAUCCGAGGGAGGGGAGAAGGCAGGCCCACUACUCUGAUUUCCACCAGGAGCUUCAGGACCGGGAGCCUAAGCGCUGGGCAUUGGAGGGACGGGAGCUGAACCGACUUCAGAGGGGAAGGCACCACCGCUCCCGGCUGCACGGGUCACCCGCGCCCUGGUCAGACAGGGACAGCCUCAGUGACGGCCCCUCAUCAAGCGAGGCCCGCUGGCGGCCCGACCACGCACCUCUCCGGAGCCGCUAUCCAGACCGACCCCGCAGGCCCAGCCCCCGGGAGAAUGCCCAGAGGCACCCGCGGCGCAGGCACCGCAGCUAUUCCCCUCCCUUGCCUUCUGGCCUCAGUUCCUGGAGCUCUGAGGAGGAUGAGAAGGAGAGGCGGCCCCAGAGCUGGGGAACCCACCGCCGCCGCAGCUCAUACUCCUCAAACUGGCCUGAGGAGAAGCCACCCAGCUACCGGUCACUGGAUGUCAUGCCAGGCAAGAAUGGCAGGAAGAAAGGGAGUGUGGAGAGGCGCUCGGAGAGAGGCAGCUCCCAUAGUGGAAGGAGUGUGGUCAUUUAGCCACCGGGUACAGCACUACUUCUUUGGCUACUUCUCAGCUCCCUUGCAUCAUCAGCAUCUCCCAGAUUUCCAGCUGACUUGGGAGGGACACUGCAAGUCCCUAUCUUACAGUUUUGGCUUAGAUUCUGAGAACAAAAUAGAAAAAUAUUAAAAACAAGAGUUGGAGGACUUAAUGACUGUCAUGUUAGCCUUGGCUCACACUCUAUACAUUUAGAGUAUCUGACUUGUAAUGGACCCUAACUGGUAUGUGACCUCUCAGGAACUUAGUAGCCUGAGUCUUCAACUAGGUGACAGAGCUCAGAACUAUGGCCAUUCUCAAAGUGAGAACUCAGGAAUCUUUAAGAAGAAAUCAAACAUGUUUCAGGUGCAGGAAAUUUAUUGAAUGUGGAAACUUCCAUGGGAACUUGUCUCUAUCUCUAUAGCAUAUCUCCAUUUUAGGAGUCCACCUUGCUGCACCCAUUCCCAGUCCUGAGUGCUCCUGAGGGUCAAGUCAGAGACGGCACAGGAAAUAGUCCAGCAAUGUACUCUCUCAUAGGUUAUUUAUGCAAGUGUAGAAAAUCACUAAGAAGCAGUUUUGCACCAAACUUAUGCCUGUCCCUUGUUUUCUUCUUGCUCUUUUUUUUUUUUUUGCCUACAUCUAAUUUAUAUAUCCUUAUAUAUUAUGUAUCCAUUAAAAUCACUUUAAAUGCUUCUUGAGAACAACACAGUAUGUAAAUAAAUUAGAAAGGAAAUGUACUGGUUUAAGGAUUCU
Messenger RNA from Neomonachus schauinslandi (Hawaiian monk seal), 2417 nucleotides. It is a transcript of the gene ILDR1, whose product is annotated as immunoglobulin like domain containing receptor 1. Gene Ontology annotation, molecular function: high-density lipoprotein particle receptor activity. The transcript has 8 exons. The record is from RefSeq and is a predicted model, not a curated record. Lineage: Eukaryota; Metazoa; Chordata; Mammalia; Carnivora; Phocidae. Gene Ontology annotation, cellular component: plasma membrane. Bases 26 to 1666 code for a protein of 546 amino acids.